This is a messenger RNA of Triticum turgidum subsp. durum (durum wheat), 903 nucleotides long. NCBI's taxonomy places the organism in Eukaryota, Viridiplantae, Streptophyta, Magnoliopsida, Poales, Poaceae. The record is from the annotation of a GenBank genome assembly.
AUGCGUCGCUGGGCCGUAUCCCCCUCCCUUCCUCCGGCGGCGUUCGCGUCCGCGACUCUCGGACUCGGCGUCGGGCCUCCUCAAGCCCGAACCCUGGCUUCCGCUGCCACCCCCCCUCCUCUCGGCCACUGCUCUCCGCCAUGCCCCCGCCGCCCCCGCCGCCGCCGCAGCCUGUGCUCCUCCUCCGCGGCAGCGUCGGCUGCUACGACGGCACUGGCGGUAGAGGAGGCGCGGCGCGGGCGGAAGCAGCUGGGCAUGGACCCGCCGCUCUACGACUACCUCCUCUCCAACGUCCGCGAGCACCCCGUGCUUCGGGAUCUGCGGGAAGAGACGGCAUCCAUGAGGGGGAGCCAGAUGCAGGUUUCUCCGGCACAGGCUCAGCUUCUGGCAAUGCUUGUGCAAAUUCUUGGGGCAGAACGAUGUAUUGAAGUUGGCGUCUAUACUGGAUAUUCGUCACUAGCUGUCGCAUUAGCACUUCCUGAAUCAGGUCGUUUGGUUGCUUGUGAAAGGGAUGAAAGGUGUCUAGAAGUUGCCAAGAGAUACUAUCAGCUUGCUGGGGUUGCACACAAGGUGGAUGUCAAGCAUGCUUUAGCUGUAGAUUCCCUAAGGUCAUUGCUCGACUGUGGUGAAGCUUCCAGUUAUGACUUUGCGUUCGUUGACGCAGACAAGAGAAUGUACGAGGAAUAUUUUGAGCUUCUACUUAAGCUAGUAAGAGUUGGUGGUUUAAUUGUAAUGGACAAUGUCCUGUGGUAUGGAAGGGUUGCUGAUCCACUAGUGAAUGACCCAAAGACUAUCAGUAUAAGGGAUUUCAAUAAGAAACUUUUGGAGGAUAAACGUGUCACUAUCAGCAUGGUGCCAAUUGGGGACGGGAUGACAAUUUGUCGAAAGCUAGAAGAUGACUGA